AUCCACUACCCAGAGCACGUCUUCCUGCUACGCGGCAACCACGAGCUGGCCAGAAUCAACAACACCUACGGAUUCCUCCAUUCCUGUCGACGACUCAUCCCCAGCGAUCCCAACUACGGCAUCGAGGUCUGGAAGGAAUUCCAGCGCACGUUCAACCUGUUAUCGUUGUGCGCCCUCAUCGACGGCAAGAUUUUGUGCAUGCAUGGGGGGAUCUCGCCCGAGCUGAGCGGUCUCGACGAUUUGCGCCAGUUGAAGAAACCCUUCAAAAACCCGGCACGCGGCCUGGCCAACGAUCUGAUGUGGGCGGACCCGGACAAAGAGCCAUUCAACCACUGGCGAGGCAGCAAGCGUGGCAGCGGCUUCAAGUUUGGCCAAGACGUGCUGGAAGAAGCGCUGGACCGUCUGGGCGUCGAGCUGAUCGUGCGGGGCCACCAAAUGUGCCUGGAGGGCUACGCGCUCGAGUGCAAGCGGCUGAUCCUGACCAUCUUCUCGGCGCCCGGCUAUUGCGCACAGUACCGAAAUGCUGGCUGCGUGCUGAAGGUGAGCGAGGACCUGGAGUGCAGUCUGAUCGCCUUCGUACCGGAUGGAGAAGGGGUGCAGGAUAUGCUGGAGAAGGGCGGCCGCCUCUGGGACACCGAGGUCGACGAGUUCUACAAAGCCCAGGCGCCCCAA
Mesorhabditis spiculigera is the source of this 672-nucleotide messenger RNA. The record is from the annotation of a GenBank genome assembly. Lineage: Eukaryota; Metazoa; Nematoda; Chromadorea; Rhabditida; Rhabditidae.